Molecule: messenger RNA, 1997 nt
Organism: Nerophis ophidion (straightnose pipefish)
Lineage: Eukaryota; Metazoa; Chordata; Actinopteri; Syngnathiformes; Syngnathidae
Gene: enkd1
Product: enkurin domain containing 1
Exons: 9
Coding region: 155-1222 (355 amino acids)
Cellular component (GO): cytoplasmic microtubule
Source: RefSeq, a predicted model, not a curated record
AUGGCGCUCAAACACACGUCAUCAGGCUGCGUGGGCGAUAUUAAUCCUCAGCUCAACAACAACGUCGAGGAGACGGAGAGAGAGAGAGAGAGGACUAUAUUUUUAUCUUGUCUCAGGCUGCAGGAAACACUUCCACUCUGGCAUAGGCUUUUCGAUGUGUGAGGGGCGCUCAUCAAUAUGUGGACCUAUACCUCCGGACCCAUCACUGUUUCCUCAGUACUACAACAGACCUGCUUCAGCUCAAGAUCUCCGAGAGGGAAUCAGAGGCGGCACAUUAGCCCUACUCUCAGGACCCCUGGCUCCAGAUCCUGUUCUGCACCCUGACUGCUACAACGCUCGUAGCUCGGCACAUCACCCACGUAUCAGCCCCAAUGCCUCCCACAUCCAGGAACGAGGUCAGAGAGGUGUCAUAAGGGAGCUACUUAAACUGGACAUAUUUCCCACAACAGAGAUUUCUAAACCAAAAGAACGCAAGAGUGACUUUCGCAAAGAGAAUGUCCGUCGUCUUCGGGAUAUCCAGAGACGUUGUAAAGAACUAGAAGCAGAGAGAGCCCGUUCAACUCCAGUCAAAGCUCUCUGGACUUCACCCAAAUACCAGGAUGUUCCUUCCAAGUUCAUGACACAUCUACAGGUUACCAGUCCGACUGUCAAACCGCAGUGUCAGGACUUCCUAAGGAGUCAUUCUAACAAUAAAUGCCAGCCCAUGCCCAGGCCACGCUCAGCGUCCUCUGUCAACUUGCAACGCUCCAAGUCUUGUUCACCUAUAGGAGAGGACAAUGUGCAAUUGCAGGUUAAAGGUCAGAGCAUAGACUUCAUCAAGUACAAUGCCAAAGCUGCUGGAAAGACGAUGCAAAGAUCUCAGUCGCUGAUAAACCUUCGAGACAAACCAGUACCCAGCGCUGUCAUAGGCCAGGUGCCUCACUACUUAGAGGAGAGGAAGAAGCAGUGGCGUGAAGAGGAGGAGCGGAGGAAGAAGAAAGCAGUAAAUCCUGCCAUUCCACCUGGUCACACUUUGAUGGCUGACAGCGAGAGGCAGGACACUCUAAAGUCUCUCAAAGAGAGCCACCGCACCCUAGUGACAGAGCUGCUACUGCUGCCUCUCAAAGCUGACAAUUUGGGCGUCCGCUCACGCCGGGCUCAUCUUGAUAGGAAACUUUCUGAGAUCGAAGAGGCCAUUAAAAUAUUUUCCAGAGAUAAGGUUUAUGUCAAAAUAAAUUCCUAAUACACAAAGAGGAAGAGGAGGAACAUCCCCACCUGCUGGAUUAAAAUAGGUUAUUUGGAUGUUGGUGUUACAUAUGUGGCUGCAGCUGGUCAGUCCAGCAAGGCCUCCUCCGCUGGACUGACCACCAUCAGAAGCCCUGAUAUCCACUUGCAAUUUAAAUUCUGGUAUCUUUCCAUGAAAUUGGUAUUUAACGUAUUCCCAACAGUCUAUUAUUUUCAUAUUGUAGUGUCAUUUUGUAGCAUGUCACUUAACUGCACUGCUUCCAGUAUAGUUUUUAAGUAUGUGUAUAUAUAUAUGUAUAUAUAUAUAUAUAUAUAUAUAUAUAUAUAUAUAUAUAUAUAUAUAUAUAUAUAUAUAUAUAUAUGUAUAUUUUAUAUUAGUUUUAUUUUAUUUUAUUUUAUUAUUUUUUUGUCCAAUCAGAUUCCAGCUUCUUGGUGUUGCCAUGUCAAUGGUGUGAUGUUACAUCAUACAGUAGGACAAAGUGUUACUCUUACUGAGAAUGUAAUAAUCCACCUUGCAAGAGAAAAGGGCUCAAAAUGAGCUUGCGUAUGAAUAUUCACAUUUGUACAUAUACAUGCGUUUUACAUUAUAAAGUUUGGGUUAAGUUUCCAUCUAGCAAUAAGAUGUUACUGAAAGUGUGAUGUCUGUAUCGACUUCAUGCACUGGAAAAUUCUACUUUUAACCUGUGAUAUCUACAUUGAUUAAUUAAGUGGUUUUGGUUUUUUGGAGAACGUUGGCCUAAAGACACAUGCAGUCGCUCAUGAUUAAAGAUGAU